This is a messenger RNA of Ostrinia nubilalis (European corn borer), 662 nucleotides long. RefSeq names its product zinc finger protein 728-like. Gene Ontology annotation, cellular component: transcription regulator complex; chromatin; PcG protein complex. Gene Ontology annotation, biological process: regulation of transcription by RNA polymerase II. Gene Ontology annotation, molecular function: RNA polymerase II cis-regulatory region sequence-specific DNA binding; DNA-binding transcription factor activity, RNA polymerase II-specific. Lineage: Eukaryota; Metazoa; Arthropoda; Insecta; Lepidoptera; Crambidae. Bases 117 to 662 code for a protein of 181 amino acids. The transcript has 4 exons. The record is from RefSeq and is a predicted model, not a curated record.
UCUGUUCAGUUUUUUUGCCAAAAAUGUCAAUAAUCGUAUUGUUUUGUACGGAUCGUAUUAGAUUUUAUUAUUUUUAUGACUAAAAUUAUUACAGUACAAGCAUAAAGUAAUUUGAUAUGGAACAAUCAGAUAUUAGUAGUAUUAUUAAAUGUAUAGAUCUAAGUAUAGAAGUCAUAGAUAGUGCUGAUAAAUGCUAUAGUGAACUGCAGCCUUGUGAUCCAUUUAAAGGCAUAGGAGAUGAACCACAGCCUCCAUACUACAGAGUGGAUAGCAUUGUGUUUGCGGAUCCUUUAGAAAAUGAAACUUUAGCGCCAAAUUGUGAAGAUUCUUCCAAAAAUGUACCAUCGGAUUCAACAAUAGUUUUAAAUGAUAAUGUUAUGGUCAGAAAGAGGAAAGGCAGAGGCAAAAACCUCUAUGUACAUUUGGAAGAUGAAUCCAAGUUGAAUUGUCCUGUGGAAAACUGCACCAAAUCCUUCGCCACACCCACUCUCCUAAGCGCACACAUCCGUAAAGUCCACUUCUCGGAGAGGCAGCACACAUGUGAGGUGUGCGGAGCGAGCUUCACUGCUUCGUACCUGUUGAAACGACACUCGCUCGUGCACGGAGCAGAGAGAGUGCAGUGCCCUGUUUGUAACAAGAUUCUGAGCUUGAGGACGAAGUAA